GGCUGGAGGGAAUCCUGCUCCUCGGGUUUCUCUGUCUUAGUUCCGUAUUCUUUCCUUUUUGCUUUUCCUUUUUUUUACCCUUGUACUUAGAUUACGGCAGGUGUGUCAAUUUGCAUCUUCCCUCCUUCCUUCCUUCUCUCCCUCCCUCCCUCCUUCUCUCUCUCUCUCUCCCUCUCUCUCUCUCUUUUCUCUGUCUGACGAGGUGGAGGGUAGGGCUUGGGCAGGCUUUUUGAAUGUAGUCACUCUGCGCUCACCUUGCGUUGGUAAACAGACUCGCGUGUGCGGAUUACGGAAGAGCCAUGUGGAAUCAGUCUGACUACUCCAACCACUUGCCCUAUCCAGGGCACCCCUUCUACCACACGCCAUGCAGCCAUAACCAGCAGACGACGACGUACUGGCACCCUGUGACGGGACAGCUCUCGCCCGAAAACGCUGAGUUCCUGCUGCAGGAUCUCCCCCCAGUGACGGUGCGCAUGUCCGCUCUGCAGCCUCCCCAAACGGACCCCUACCCUCCCAGUGAGGUCACCGAGGCACCCACUGCCGCCACCGUGCCCCCAGCCUCCGGAAACCACACCUCCAAGAGCCUCAGAUCGUCCAGCCGUGUGUACAGCUUUGGGAAGCGGGAGCAGUCUAUCAAGAGGAACCCCAACAUUCCUGUGGUGGUGCGGGGAUGGCUAUAUAAACAGGACAGCUCAGGCUUGCGUCUGUGGAAGAGGAAAUGGUUCGUGUUGGCUGAUUACUGCCUGUUUUAUUAUAAAGACAGCAGAGAGGAGUCGGUCCUAGGAAGCAUUCCUCUGCCCAGUUACGUCAUCUCCCCAGUCGACCCCGAUGACCACAUCAGCCGCAAGUUUGCCUUCAAGGCUACUCACACGGGGAUGCGCUCCUUCAUCUACAGUAAGAGCUCUCUGAUUGGCUCACAGGCGGAGCAUGGUGGCAUGAGGACGUACUACUUCAGCGCAGACACACAGGAGGACAUGAAUGGCUGGAUCCGAGCCAUGAACCAGGCAGCUCUCAUGCAGAAUCACCAGAACCACGGUGUGAGAGUGUCAGAGAAACGUGAGAAGUUCGAGCAUCUUAUGGACGCGGAAGAGAUGGAGCCUGAGCAUAAAGCGGCCGAGCCACAGACCAAUCACAUCACAGUCAGACCUCUUAACCCCGGGCCCAUGGAAUUGGACGCUCCACCCAACGGCCCACUGAGACCAGGCAAAGAGGAAGCCGCCCAGGAAAUGGCCCUGGAGGCUCCCUCGGUGGAGGAGGAUGCUGGGAAAGCGCCCUCCAGCGGGGCCACCGGCGAAAACGAGGCGUUCCUGACGGGCUCCGAUUCCCGGCCCCCGUCCCGCGCCCCGUCGCGGGGUCCGUCGCGAGGUCCCUCGUCCUGGGGUCCCCCAUCCCGACCCCCCUCCACCGUGCCGAACGGUUCCCUCCCAGAGGUGAAUGGCAUCGGGGGAGGCGUGGGGAUGGCGGUGGGGGUGGUGAGCAGGGGACCGACCCCACGUGCGGAGAGCGGCGUCCAGGCGCAGAGGCAGAGCAUGCUGGAGCAGGUGGAGCACUGGGUCAAAGUUCAGAAAGACGAGCAGAGAGCGACUCUUACACGACGGCCAAAGUCCACCCAGCCUGUCAGCACAGUAGUUGAGGUCUACCACUCCAAUCCACUCCAGUCGUACCACACAAACCCUCCCCAGCCAUACCCACCCAAUCAGUCUCGGUCCUACCAGACCCUGCCAAAGACCCCGCCCAGCCAGCGCCACCGGCUGCCCAGCGACUACAAGUAUGCGCAGGACCGCGUCAGCCACUUCCAGCUGACGCACGGCCAUCCCCCGGCGGCCGGUAAGGACGCCACCGUGUGGCAGCUCUACGAAUGGCAGCAGCGCCAGCGGUACAGACACGCCAGUCCCACCGCCCCCCUCUACAACCCCAGCCCAGACUACCCUGGCCCACGACUGGGCUACUCUGCAACCCAAAGGAAGGACAAACCACGGUCCAUUCCUGUGCCCCCAACGCUGGCUGACAUCCCCCCUCCUGGGCCACCACGAACAAGACAGCCAUCGCCCCGGCGACAGCACACCCCUGCCAACCGUGUCACCGUCCAGCCACUGGACCAGAGGCCAGUGGUGGAGGUGCCACCGUCUGCAUCGCCACGGAGACAGCAUACACACAAGUCGGCGACUGUGGACAGACGCUCCAUGCCUCCGUCAGGUUACAUAACCCACACAGUCAGCGCGCCAAGUCUCUAUGGGAAAACGCUUGACCCCCAGUGCGCUCGUGUCCUCCGCCAGCCAGAGGAGCUGACCCUGCUGCUCAUCCAGCUGCGUCGGCACCAAGCCCUGAUGUCAGGGGUCCGCAGCAACACCCAUGCCCUCCUGGAUCGGUGCCAUCUGGGCACCCAUGCCCGUGCUCAUGUCCGUGCCCCAGACCCUGCACCCCCCACACGCAGAGCGCAGGUGGAUGACACUUAUGUGCAGCUGAAGAAAGACCUGGAGUACCUGGACCUAAAGGUGAUUGGCCCUGACACGAUGACGGAACGGACGGGGAAGCCAGUGAAGGUUGCUGAGAGCGACAUGGAUGUUCAACUCAGCAGACUGUGUGAGCAAGACAAAAUCCUCCAGGAACUGCAAGCCAAGAUCAGUGCACUCAAAGAGGACAAGGAUAAGCUGGAGUCGGUGCUCGACGUGUCCCAUCAGCAGAUGGAGCUGUACCAGGACCAGCCGGCCCACGCCGAGAAGAUCGCCUGCCAGCAGAAACUACUGCAGGAGGACGUGGUGCACAUCCGCGCAGAGAUUUCCUGGGUCUCCACGGAGAUGGAGCGCUCCUGGUUGGAGUACUGCAGGCAGGAACAGUGUGUGCUCCAGCUAAGAGAAGCACUUCAGGGCCAGAUGGAGCUCUGCACCGACCCACAGGAGAAAUCUCAAAUGAAGAGAGAGCUGUGGAGGAUUGAAGAUGUUAUGGCAGGUUUAAGCACCAACAAAGCCAACUAUAAAAUCACCAUCAACUCAGUGCAGAACCCAGAGCGGAAACUUGCCCCAUCUGUGCCUGAGUCUACCGUGCCUUCUCGGUGUGUGACCCCUGCUCUGGGAGAGAGGUUGUCUAGGAGCAGCCCUCUAAUCACAGAGAACCCCCCUAUCCAGUGGCAGCCACCCCCAACACACACUUCAGUGCCAACGUGGGUGGAGGACGCACCUCCUCCCCGACCCCCUCUGCCCCUCCUAUACGACGCCGAGGACAUGCCACCGGCCGUUCCCCCGCUCCCCAAGGAGGCAGCCGUCAUCAGGCACAUGUCGGUCCGAGGCCUCAAACGCCAGUCGGACGGGAGGAGACGCGACCGAGAGGGCCACUACACCGUAGACAGCAAGGUGGAGUUGCGAUCAUACCUGAGUGAGCCUGAGUUGGCAGGAAAUGGCCAGGGGCACGUUGAAGGCAGUUUCCAGACACUGCCAAACAAAGGUCUAUCUGGUUCGUCCUCCAGGAUAUACCAAACGGGCCAUGUGUCCUCAUUUGUCACAAUGAGGAAAGGCAAUGACUUCCGAGGAGGUUUACAGGAGAGACCGAAGAGUGCCUUGGAGAGGCUAUACAGCUCCGAUUCCCAGCAGGCCGAGCAGCCUCAGCCCCGCGGCCGGAUGAGUGCCGAGGAGCAGCUGGAGCGGAUGAAGCGCCACCAGAGGGCGCUGGUGCGGGAGCGCAAGCGCAACCUCAGCCAGGGCGAGCGCCACUCCAGCGUCUCCACAUCCACCUCCCGACCCCCGACCUCUGACCCCGCAUCACAAAAUAAGGAGCAGGAUUUGGAUUCACAGCUGCUGGAAAGAACAGUACCCGGGAAGGAGCAAUGGACUGCAGGAGGGAGGGGCAGUGAAAGCCUGAAUGGGCCCAGCCAAUCAGAUGCAGUGAGCAAUGAUGGGGAGUGGCUUACAGUGCUUGCUGUGCCCAUGAGAGAGCAAGACCUCGAACCUGUGGACUUUGAGUUUGAUAUCAGCAGAGAGUUGGCUACUCCACAGAAGGUGCUAAUCCCCAAACGCUAUGUGGAGCUCGAGCUGGAGGAGAGCCUGACCUCUGAGGAGAUGGAGGCCCGCGACCUUAAAGCGGAGAAGAUCAAGAACCUCCUCGCCAAAUCAAGUGGUCAAACAGUGGACACUACAGAGCUGGAUUCCGCCCUGCAGCAGAAGGAGAGGAUUGUGGGUAUUCCACGUGCAUUGGCAUCUGAGGCAUCGAUCAGGAUCAAGCAAGCCGCCGCAGCCAGAGCCUACCUUGGACAAUGAGCUGUGUCGUGUGCAAUGGCAUCCUCAUCUGGACUCAAGUCUUUCCAUUUACAAUCAAUAUAAAAUAUUUAACGCUUCACUGAAAAUAAUGUCUCCUAUUUAUGGCCCACAAGUGCUUUGUGUUAGACUACAAUGUUUUGUAAAUUAAUUUUAAUCCUUGUUUAAGCCAGAUACACACGCUUUGCCUUGUUUCUAAUACGGCAUAAUACCUGGUUUGUUUUGCACUUGUAACUUGUACAUGUUUGAUAUUUCCAACAAAAUCAAACACUCCACUCAAAACAUUUUAAUCCAACUUUGCAAGAGAAUAGUCUUCUUAUUGUUGACAAAUACUGGAUUUUGUGUUCAUAGUAUCAGUAUCUGUGUGGAAGCAAUGGAGAAAAACUGUAAUAAUUACCUUUUUAUACACUAUGACUAUGGUUGACUCUGACAAAAACAUGCACUGUGUGUAUUGCAGUUUGGUCAAAUUCUGCGUAUUUUUAAUUUUGCUGCUAAAUGACAUUUUGUUUUAAAAGUUUGAAAAUGAGUCACAUGAAUUAAAUGUUAAUAUUUUA
This is a messenger RNA of Alosa alosa (allis shad), 4801 nucleotides long. RefSeq names its product pleckstrin homology domain containing, family A member 7a (gene plekha7a). The transcript is spliced from 27 exons. Gene Ontology annotation, molecular function: protein binding. Bases 300 to 4250 code for a protein of 1316 amino acids. NCBI's taxonomy places the organism in Eukaryota, Metazoa, Chordata, Actinopteri, Clupeiformes, Clupeidae. The record is from RefSeq and is a predicted model, not a curated record.